Molecule: messenger RNA, 1047 nt
Organism: Penicillium subrubescens
Lineage: Eukaryota; Fungi; Ascomycota; Eurotiomycetes; Eurotiales; Aspergillaceae
Product: zinc-binding alcohol dehydrogenase family protein
Exons: 1
Coding region: 1-1047 (348 amino acids)
Molecular function (GO): oxidoreductase activity, acting on NAD(P)H
Source: RefSeq, a predicted model, not a curated record
AUGGCCACUCAAAAAGCUGUUAUCGUCGUUGAGCCCAAGAAGGACGGUCUGGUCACUGACCGGCCCAUUCCCACUCUUCGCGAUGACUAUAUUCUCGUCAAGACCGUCAGCGUCGGCUUGAACCCUACCGACUGGAAGCACGUCGCCUACCUUUCUCCCCCAGGAGUUCUGGUUGGCUGUGACUACGCCGGCGUGGUCGAGGCCGUCGGCAAGGACGUGAAGAAGUCAUUCAAGAAGGGAGACCGUGUCUGCGGCUUUGUCCACGGCGGCAAUGCCGUCCAGCCUGAAGACGGUGCUUUUGCCGAGUACAUCGUGGCCAAGGGCGAUCUGCAGAUGAAGAUUCCCGAGAACAUGAGCUUCCAGGAGGCUGCUACCCUUGGUGUCGGCAUCAUCACCGUCGGCCAGGGUCUUUACCAGAGCCUGAAGCUGGCUUAUCCCACCGAGCCUAUCAAGGACGCUACACCAAUUCUCAUCUACGGCGGCUCGACCGCCACUGGUACCCUGGCUAUUCAAUUCGCCAAGCUGUCCGGCUACAAGGUGAUCACCACCUGCUCCCCACGCAACUUCGAUCUCGUCCGCAGCCUCGGCGCCGAUGCCGUCUUCGAUUACAAGGAUCCCCAGUCCCCCGCUGAGAUCCGCAAGCAAACCGACAACAAGCUCAAGCUUGCCUUCGAUUGUAUCUCUGUCGAGGCUAGCGCCAAGUUCGUCGAGGGAGCCAUUUCCACCGAGGGUGGUGAUCACAGUACUCUUCUGAGUAUCAAGACGGAGCGUGAGAACAUCAACAGCCGCCUCACUCUUGGCUACACUGCCGUUGGCGAGGCUUUCAAGUUUGGAGAUAUUCCUUUCCCCGCCAAGCCAGAGGAUCGGGCAUUUGCCGAGAAGUGGAUUGCCAUUGCUGAGCCUAUUCUCGCCCAAGGAAAGAUCAAGGUUCACAAGCCUAAUGUGGGCAAGGAUGGAUUGAAGGGUGUUUUGGAGGGGCUGCAGCUGUUGAAGGAGGAUAAGGUCAGCGGAGAGAAGCUGGUCUACAAUGUGUCCGAGACCCCAUGA